Aspergillus nomiae NRRL 13137 is the source of this 555-nucleotide messenger RNA. RefSeq names its product putative cell surface protein. The record is from RefSeq and is a predicted model, not a curated record. The transcript has 2 exons. NCBI's taxonomy places the organism in Eukaryota, Fungi, Ascomycota, Eurotiomycetes, Eurotiales, Aspergillaceae. Bases 1 to 555 code for a protein of 184 amino acids.
AUGAAGUCGAUCACUCUCCCCAUCCUCCUCACCCUCACCAGCCUCGCUGCCGCCCGCACCGAUCUCGAUGGUUGCACCAAAUCUGCCACCGUCAACCAAUGGGGCGAAGCCAGCAUGAUCUGGUACGUGCCCGACACCGGCGAGAUCUGCGAUUUCCCAGACUGUGGCGGCGGUCGCGCUCCCCCCAAGCUCAACCAGCCCGGGUGCGCCGCCUACACCGGCACCGAGACCCUGACCCCCAGCUACCUCCCCGGCUGGGGUCCCAACGGCAAGUACUCUGAUUACUGCGGCACCUACCUGUCCACUCAGGUUUCGUCUUCUGCUGCUGGUUCUUCUUCUCGCGCGGGUGGUUCGUCUCGCCCCGCCUCUUCUGCCGCUGGUUCAUCUUCUCGUGCAGGUGGUUCGUCGAGCUCUGCCUCUUCUGGUGCGGGUGGCUCUUCGAGCACGGCGUCGUCGGUUGCUGUUAAGCCGACUGGCAAUGCGGCGAGCAUGCCGGGUUUGAAUGCGGGUGUUCUGGCUGUUGCGGGUGUUUUGGCAGGUAUCGUUGCCUUGUAG